Messenger RNA from Geodia barretti, 660 nucleotides. Lineage: Eukaryota; Metazoa; Porifera; Demospongiae; Tetractinellida; Geodiidae. The record is from the annotation of a GenBank genome assembly.
AUGAUCAAUUUCAUCGAUGAUCAGAUCGGCCGUCUGAUCCAGUCCGCUGGCGGACUGAGGGAUUGCUUGGUCAUUUUCACAUCUGACCACGGUGAGAUGCUCGGUGAUCACAACCUGUACCGCAAAACCUGGCCCUAUGAAGCCUCAGCACGAGUACCUUUUCUAAUGCGGGCACCAGCAAAAUGGGGUUACCCGCAAGAAUCUGUCUGUCAAAGUCCCGUCGGUCUACAGGACAUCAUGCCGACUAUUUUGGACGCGGCUGGAGUUGAGAUACCGAGCACCUGCACGGGUAAAAGCCUACUGCCCAUCAUGCAAGGCGAUACCGACCGGGUGCGGGACUACCUACACGGUGAGCACUCCGGCUGUUACGAUUACAGUCACGGGAACCACUAUGUGACCGACGGACACCACAAGUACAUCUGGUAUUCCCAAACUGGUCGAGAACACCUCUUCAAUCUGCAGGACGAUCCACAUGAAACAUGCGAUUUGGCGAGGUUGAGCGAGGCGGAAACGCUUCUAACACCUUGGCGGAACCAUCUGAUCGAAAUUCUCCGUCACCGUCCGGAAGGCUUUACCGAUGGGACACGUCUCAUCGCGGGACAAACCCACAAUGCGUUGUUGCCAAACUAUCAGCCCGAUGCUACCUAUCCUUAUUUAUAA